UCUUUCCCUCUACUUACUCAAUCCCCAAAGCAAUUGAACAACCCUUCUUCGUCAAAUCAAUCUCUAGAACAUACGACCACAUUCACAACCAUGGGAUACCCUGACACCUUUGAAGGUUUCCGCAUUGCGGACCAGAAGAAAUGGACUGACUUCAAAAAGGAGGAGUUCAAACCCAAGAAAUUCGGAGAGCACGACAUCGAUAUCAAGAUCGAAUGCUGCGGUGUCUGCGGCUCCGACGUCCACACCAUCAACGGCGGCUGGGGCGAGGCACCUCUACCCAUCUGCGUCGGCCACGAAGUCGUCGGCAAGGCUAUCAAGGUCGGAGAUGAAGUCAAGACCGUGAAAGUUGGAGACCGUGUCGGUGUUGGUGCUCAGAUCUGGGCUUGCCUGAAGUGCCCUCAAUGCAAGAGUGACAACGAGAACUACUGCCCACACCAGGUCGACACGUACGGUGCCCCAUAUCCCAAAGAAGUCGACCCAGAUGAGACCAUCUCGCAGGGUGGAUAUGCCUCGCAUAUUCGAGCCCACGAGUAUUUCGUCUUCCCUAUCCCUGACGCCAUCCCCUCCCACCUGGCUGCACCCAUGCUGUGCGCCGGCUUGACGACGUAUUCACCUUUGGUGCGGGCAGGAGUUGGACCUGGAAAGAAUGUGGCUAUUGUCGGCCUAGGUGGGUUGGGUCACUUUGGAGUCAUGUGGGCCAAUGCUCUGGGUGCAGAUGUUACAGUCAUUUCUCACUCUCCUGGCAAGAAGGAAGACGCUCUGAAGUUGGGCGCAAAGGAGUUCGUGACCUCAGAUAAGAAAGGCUGGGCCGAACCUCUUGCCUUCAAGUUUGAUUUUGUCCUCAACACAGCGGAUGCGACACACACCUUUGACCUCACUGAGUAUCUGUCCAUCUGCAAGGUCAACGCCACAUUCCACCAGGUUGGACUGCCAGACGAGCCUCUGCCAGCUAUCAAGUCUCAGAUGUUCAUGAGCAAUGGUAGCUCAAUCGGUGCAUCUCACAUCGGUAACAGACCAGAGUGUCUUGCCAUGUUGAAGCUGGCUGCCGAGAAGAAGCUGCACCCUAUGGUGGAGACCAUCCCAAUCUCGGAGGAAGGAUGCGCGAAGGCCGUAUCAGGAGUUAGCAAUAACAAGGUUCGUUACCGAUACACCUUGACCGACUACGACAAGGUUUUCGGAUCUUGAGGAUGAAAAGUCUGGGGUGAGAUAGAUCACGAAUUAUGAUGAGUUGAGAAAAGAAACCAUCAGCGGGGCAGCUUCCCGGAAUGAAAACCCAUACACAUGAAACCGCAAUUGAUCAUUUCUGCUGUGCUACGAACCGACCUGUCAAAGCGGCUCGUGGUCCUUUGCGAUAUGCGAGUGCUUUUGACGCCUUACAGCUAGGUUAUUUUCGAGGUGAAGCACGUACCGAAAUUCGCCAAAUUUCUAGCGCGUAUUGAGCAUGUAACUGGCCUGAUACCUAGUUUCGCCAUAGAUGAAUUGACGUUAUAAGGAUGGAGCACUGAUUGCGUAUCUUAGGAUAUGAAACAGAUGGAAGCGAAGUUGUCAUUCUGUCUACAAGUAUACUGUGAACGAGCGUGGAACGCGAAUGGUAUAUUGGGCCUUCUCCAUAUCUCUAUGACUGGCAUGGUCUAAUCCAAAGGAAGCGGUAAAGCUAUCCAGUGAUCAUCUUUUAGUUAGGUUCA
This is a messenger RNA of Exophiala viscosa, 1685 nucleotides long. Its product is annotated as alcohol dehydrogenase. The coding region runs from base 91 to 1185 and encodes 364 amino acids. Lineage: Eukaryota; Fungi; Ascomycota; Eurotiomycetes; Chaetothyriales; Herpotrichiellaceae. The record is from RefSeq and is a predicted model, not a curated record. Gene Ontology annotation, molecular function: alcohol dehydrogenase (NADP+) activity; zinc ion binding. The transcript has 3 exons. Gene Ontology annotation, biological process: alcohol metabolic process.